AUGCCUUCAAACAAGGAUCGGCUUUACGUCGCACUUUAUGCCCAUGAGCGCCCAGACACGUAUCACUGGGCUUUCUUCCUUUCUCCGAAGAAUGACCCCGACGGUGAUGACCGGACGGUAAGAUACCACGUAACGAACACCAUCCUUAUGCGCGACGGUACCAUGCAGCAAACCUGGCGGUACGACCAAAAUCAGCUCAGGAAGGUUAAAACGGCCAGGCUUCUUUGUAGGGUUCUUAUAGGGAAAUCUGAGAAAUCACGGCAAGAACUCGAGAACUCCCUCAGAACCGUGCCGGUGGUGCAGGAUGACCCAAAUUGGAGAUGCCGAACAUGGGCUGCACAUGCUAUUGCGCAGCUGGCAAGAGACAAUGUCCUGAGCACAAAGUCGGCUACCGAUUGGUCCACGAUAGAGGCCGAGUGUAGAGCCUAUGUCCGGAAGAAAAGGGAGCAAGGAAGGUUCAGGUCAUUGACAGCCACAAUCCCGACAUAUGAUCUUAUGACGAAAACGGAGAUAACCCCUUGA
Messenger RNA from Coccidioides immitis RS, 522 nucleotides. Its product is annotated as NADH dehydrogenase. The coding region runs from base 1 to 522 and encodes 173 amino acids. Lineage: Eukaryota; Fungi; Ascomycota; Eurotiomycetes; Onygenales; Onygenaceae. The transcript has 4 exons. The record is from RefSeq and is a predicted model, not a curated record.